AAGCUUGAUCACAAUAGCUAGCCACUAGUAAUAGAUUAACUUAAUCUUUAAAUAUUUUACUAUUGGGAGCUUCUGUUUAGGUAGCUAUGCCUCGCCCAGUGACACGCUACAACAUUGGCCCUUUUCCAAUACCAAAGCGUACAAAUGUGGGAAGUCAAUAUCUUCAAACACAAAAGCAUUAUGCUCGCCGGGUGUGGUACCGAAGGCAAUACUUUUCCUCAAUGCCUUUCGCUAUUUCAAAGCACAUGGGUAGUACCCCUCGCAUACUUCUAGAUCGAACAUUAUGGAAAUCUUUAUGGUUUACCAAGGCCAAUAUUCCAGAUAUGAAUCGCUGGGAACGUGUAGUAAAUAGUCAACGUGUAACAGAGGAUCGUUGGGCUCUCGUAGAGGAAGGAGGCAUUAUGUACCAAGUGAACUGGAAGUUGUAUUGUGAGCGACUUGAAACAGAACUGCAGAAUGCACAGGAUCAACUUCCUCAGUAUCGUUUUGCCAUGCGUGCGGUACCAUCCGCGUGGAAAAAGCUGGAUAUUGACAUCAGCGUUCUUCGUGGGCUUUCCGUGAGAGAAGCUAUGGCUCAGUGCAAGCUUUCAGUACGAAAGGGGCAUAUGGCUGUGUUUCGCGCCUUAGAGCUUGCACAGCAGGGAGCUGAAUCUAAAGGAUUAGUUAAAGAGCGACUUCGUAUUGCAAGCAUAACAUGCGUACCUGGCCCAACCGAUAAGCAAAUGGAUAUUCGUAGUCGUGGGUACUACUCAUGGAAAACCAAGAAGUCAUCUCACUUGUUUUUAACGAUUACCGAAGAUCCUGAAAUGGUUUUGCCAGAUCGCUCAGCAAUUCCAUAUGCAUCUUUGAUGUCAAUGAAGCGGGCAGGGAUGAUGGAGGAGCCCACCGUUCUGGAUGUACCCGCGAUUACGGCUGAGGGCAUUUAGUAGGUAUUUUGACCUAAACGAAUUUGGAUGGGACCGGUUUGAUGUCCACAAGAGGGUGUUUGAUUAUAAGAAUGUUACAAUUUUUUAUAUUCUUUUUUUUUCAAACUAUCCAUCUCAACAUGUGCAUUUGUUAAUAGUGUUAUUUAUUAUUAUUCUUUAAGGAAUUUUAUCUCCUAAAUUUUUGUAUGUGCUGAUUAAUGGAGAUCUACAUAAUCUCACAAUAUAACGUAUCGAAGGGAAUUUACGAGAGCAAUGAUAAUUCUACGUAUUCUGGAUAAAGUUCUAUUCUUAUGUUCCUUACUAUAGGCAUCAUACCAAAAUCAAACUUGUGAAGGGAAGAGAUUGCCUGCACUUUAGGUUUCCUUCAUAGUAAGAGGGACAAACUCUGACACAACGAUAGGAAAGGCAACUUUUCUGGAGCCGUUAUCUUUAUUAAUGGGGGAAUAGGUAUGAUAUAAUCAGUAGAUCCA
Molecule: messenger RNA, 1396 nt
Organism: Phytomonas sp. Hart1
Lineage: Eukaryota; Euglenozoa; Kinetoplastea; Trypanosomatida; Trypanosomatidae
Source: the annotation of a GenBank genome assembly